GAGCUUGAAGGAGGCUUUUUGCAUGAACCUCUCUUAGUUGUUAAGGGUACAUUUACAUUACAAAAGCUUUUCUCCAGAAACACCAAGUUCUGCCAUGGCUGCAUCUUACUCAGUGGCUUCAAUGAUAAUGGAGGAAGAAGGGAGAUUUGAAGCAGAAGUUGCAGAGGUGCAAGCAUGGUGGAACACAGAGAGGUUCAAGCUAACCCGACGACCAUAUUCAGCAAGAGAUGUUGUGGCUCUUCGAGGGACCCUUAGACAAGGCUAUGGCUCCAACGAGAUGGCCAAAAAGCUUUGGAGAACUCUCAAAACACACCAAGCCAAUGGCACUGCCUCCAGGACUUUUGGUGCACUUGACCCUGUCCAGGUAACCAUGAUGGCCAAGCACUUGGACUCCAUUUAUGUCUCUGGUUGGCAGUGUUCAUCCACCCACACCUCAACCAAUGAGCCAGGCCCGGACCUUGCUGAUUACCCCUAUGACACUGUUCCAAACAAAGUGGAACAUCUUUUCUUUGCUCAGCAAUACCAUGAUAGAAAACAAAAAGAGGCACGCAUGAGCAUGAGCCGCGAGGAGAGGGCUAGAACCCCUUAUGUUGAUUACCUGAAGCCAAUUAUAGCUGAUGGUGAUAGGUUUGGUGGUACUACAGCAACUGUUAAGCUUUGCAAACUUUUCGUUGAGCGUGGGGCUGCUGGUGUCCAUAUUGAAGACCAGUCUGCAGUGACCAAAAAAUGUGGUCAUAUGGCUGGAAAAGUGCUUGUUGCGGUGAGCGAACACAUUAAUAGGCUUGUGGCUGCGAGGUUGCAAUUUGAUGUUAUGGGAGUGGAGACUGUCUUGGUGGCUAGGACUGAUGCAGUUGCAGCUAAUUUGAUCCAAACCAAUGUGGACACUAGAGAUCAUCAGUUCAUUCUUGGUGCCACUAAUCCAAAUCUCAGUAGGAAAGCUUUGGUUAAUAUUUUGGCUGAAGCAAUGGCUGCCGGCAAAACAGGAGCUGAACUUCAAGCCAUCGAGGACAAUUGGCUGGCAAUGGCUCAGCUAAAGACAUUCUCUGAAUGUGUUACGGAUGUAAUCAAGAAUAUGAAUGUUGGUGAGGAUGAGAAAAGGAGAAGAUUGAAUGAAUGGAUGAGCCAUUCUAGCUAUGACAAUUGCCUGUCCAAUGGACAAGGCCGAGAGAUUGCUGAGAGAUUGGGGCUGAAGAAUCUCUUUUGGGACUGGGACUUGCCCCGAACUAGAGAAGGAUUCUACAGGUUUAAAGGGUCAGUUAUGGCUGCAAUCGUUCGUGGGGCUUUUGCUCCUCAUGCUGAUCUUAUUUGGAUGGAGACUGCCAGCCCUGACUUGGCUGAAUGCACCAACUUUGCAAAAGGAGUGAAAUCAAAGAACCCAGAGAUCAUGUUGGCCUAUAAUCUUUCACCAUCUUUCAAUUGGGAUGCAUCAGGAAUGACUGAUGAACAAAUGAAAGACUUCAUUCCAAGAAUAGCCAGGCUUGGCUACUGCUGGCAGUUCAUAACACUGGCAGGUUUCCAUGCUGAUGCGCUUGUAAUUGACACAUUUGCUAGAGAUUAUGCGAAAAGAGGCAUGCUGGCUUAUGUGGAGAGGAUCCAGAGGGAAGAAAGGAACCAUGGAGUUGAUACACUUGCUCACCAAAAGUGGUCUGGUGCAAACUAUUAUGAUAGGUACCUCAAGACGGUUCAGGGAGGCAUUUCGUCCACUGCUGCUAUGGGCAAAGGAGUGACAGAAGAGCAAUUCAAGGAAACAUGGACUAGGCCAGGGGCAAUGGAUAUUGAUGAAGGAAAUGUGGUGGUUGCUAAGGCGAGGAUGUGAGAGGGCUACUUGAAGCAAAUCUCUUAUUGAGCAUUUCCAAGAUCCUGUGUCGCGAAGAAAUAAUGUGUUUGUAAUAAUUAAAUGUGAUUGGCGUCAUUACUCUUUUUGGGCAUUCUUCGGCCACAUUGUACUGCUUAGUAACUGCGUUGCUGCUCUCAAGGCCUCUUCGCGAAGUUACCUUGUUUAUGUAUUACUAUAAUUAGGUUGUGUUUCAAGUACAAUUAUUAAGAAUUUGUUUUCUUUACAAUCUUAAUCUCACUUAUCUUUUUGGGAAAGUGCAUAAAAUCGAAAUUGAUAAUAAUAUUUCAAAUUAAAAACACCUGAAAUCCGUGCAUAAAUCAGAUCAUAGAGAUACUCAAAUGAAGACUCGGAGACAAUUUAAGCCUGACUAAACCCGAGGAAGGCCGGCAGAAACAACAGACAAGCCAAGAAGGAAGAGAGCCAAUCCAAGAAGCAAGAGAGCUCCCCGGACCACAGCAUUGUUGAUAGGUGUAAGCCCAAAUUACGUGGCAUAAAGGCAGUCCACACGGUGCAAUUUGUCCAGAAUAAAAGUUAAACGCUGCGUUUAAGUAUUGCUCUCACAAGUCUCAACCCACCAUCCGGAAAUGCUGGAUCUGAGUAGCUCAAGAUAACAGGCGCGAUGAUUUGAAGUUACAUCAUACCUACUCUGGCUUUCAAUCACUUACUAUUUUCAGGUAUGUUUUGCAUAAUUUCUAUUAACAUUUUGGACCGUGUUAGUACAAAAGGAUUCAAUUCUGUGUUUCGUUGAUUUAUUUACGCUGAUCUAAAGACUUUUUCCUGCAGUUGGAUUGUCUGUGACUGAUUUUCUGAUAAUAAUUGUGACUAUGGGCAUUAGUAUAUCACAUUAAAAAUUGUUCUUCGACCACCCUUUUUAGAGAAUGAAUAUCUUGAUACUUUUUCAUCGCAAACAAUGGAAGAAGAUGAGUUGAACUAGUUAAAAGCUUUUUUCUGUGAGGGUGUUUGCAUUCACUUCCUGGUAAAGCACAAUCAAGUGCUGAUCCAGAAAGUACUGCAAGUGUUUUUCUUUUUAGUGUAUCAAAUACAAAGCUUCUACAUGAUUUUUUAAGGCAAACAAAAACAAGAGAUUUAUGUAUUACAAUUAGAGAGUAUGAAUUUGGCAUAAAAGAGUUUAUUAUGCUUCAAGAACACUCUCAAAUGCAACCGUAAACCUACAUGACAUGGUUGAUGAGAGGAUCUCUUAGUGCCUGUUCAAUUUCGGCUGAACAAAGGUGAUUAAACUGAAGAAAAA
Messenger RNA from Mangifera indica (mango), 3086 nucleotides. RefSeq names its product isocitrate lyase-like. Gene Ontology annotation, biological process: carboxylic acid metabolic process. The record is from RefSeq and is a predicted model, not a curated record. Gene Ontology annotation, cellular component: glyoxysome. Gene Ontology annotation, molecular function: isocitrate lyase activity. NCBI's taxonomy places the organism in Eukaryota, Viridiplantae, Streptophyta, Magnoliopsida, Sapindales, Anacardiaceae.